AUGAGUAGUCUCAAGAUGAAAGCAUUCUAUACUCUCGUUGUGUUGAUUUUAUUCUCAAUAGUGAAUGGUGAAAGUGAAAAAUUUAAAUUCAGACUUGCUAGAAGAUCAAACUCAGGAGUUUUUGAGGAUUCAGCGGAUUCAGAAGAGGAUUUAGCUGAGGAAGAAGUUUUUGAACAAGAACCACAAGUCGAAGAUGAAAGUAAAUGUGCAGAGCUUAAAGACGCCAUUAAAGGCAAUCAAACAAUCAUAUUUGAAAUCAUUUUACCAGAAAUCCGAUACAUGGAACUAACCAAGGUUGACGUCAUGAUUUACAACAAUAUCAACUCAAGGAUGCCUUUAAAUGUGGAAUUAAACAUGAUAAGCAAUUGCGAUAGAUGUGAUUUUAAAGUUUACAAUGACAAAUGCGGAACAUCAGAUUCAGUUUUUCCUAAAAUCAUUUCUGUUCCACAUGCUACAGCUCGAUUAUUCUCAUUCUAUACUCAAACAUCCUCAAAUUUAAGAAAUCUGAAUGAUUUGUUACAUUUAAAAUUGAAGGCAAGCAUCAAAAGUGAAAAUAACGAAUGUUUUUUAACAAAAUCAGUAAAUGUUAAAUCACCGACGGUAAAAACCUAUGAUAUUGAAACAAACAAGUUCAAUUUAAGACCAUCAAAUAAUAAAGUUAUGGUAAGGUCAUAUGAUCAAAGUUUUCAAACAUACGAGAUUAGAAUGGCUACAGAGAUUAUUGCAAAUGGAUCAGCAAACUUUACAGUCACAUUAACAAAUGAUGGUGAUUUUAGAGAGGUUUUAACUGUCACAGAUUCAACUCCAAUUGAGGUCAUUUUUCCUGAAGGCUCAACUAGUAUGAAGACAUCAAUAAAAGGCAGUGGAUUCUGUACCAUAAGAACAAUUUUUCAAAGAACGGUCUUAUUAAACCAUUUAAAUUCAAAUUUCAAUUUGACAAUAACUCCUUUAAAGUCGAAUAACAAAAAUGUAGGAAAUGUUCGAGUUUGUGCUUCAUUUAACCCAAGUAAUUUUUAUACAAUAACUAAUGCUAUAUUAGAUGUGCAGAUGCCAAGCGGAUAUGUUUUCAAUAAAGUUACAAACAAAGCUAAAAUUAAGCAUGUCGCCCCAAGAUGGAAGAAUUCGUCUGUCCAGAUUUACUAUGAUGAUUUCCGAAUGACUGAAGUCAAAUGUGUUAAUAUUCAAGCAUUAAAGACAAUGGAAGUUAGCAAUGCACAAGACGCAGUUGUUAGUAUUUAUGAUUAUGAGGAUAAAAAAAACAUGGCUGUUGGAUAUUACAACUUUUUGGGUUCCUGUGGCAGUUCCUAA
Messenger RNA from Chironomus riparius, 1308 nucleotides. The record is from the annotation of a GenBank genome assembly. Lineage: Eukaryota; Metazoa; Arthropoda; Insecta; Diptera; Chironomidae.